AUGACGAAUAUUGAACUGCCAGAUGGCAGUGAGACAAAUCUGAGCAGUGAGAAGGAUGCACCCACCCCUGUAACAAGAGUUGCAUCUCUUGGAUCAACGCCAGCUAAUGGGACUCGGAAGCCUAAAAAAGAUCUUAUUCUUAUGAAAGAGAAAAAGAAGCAGAAGGCACUGGAGAAGGAGAUUCGUGCAUUAGUGAGAGAGCGUGGAGAGCAGGAUAAAAAACUUCAGGCUCUGGAUGAGGAUUUUGUAAAGAUUGAGGCAAAGCUGAGUGCUGCAGUUCAGGAGAAAACAUCUCUUUCGGCAAAUGUUGCAUGCCUAAAAAAACAGCUUCUGGAACUGACUAGAACCAACGAGCUCCUCAAGUCAAAGCUAUCUGAAGAUGGCAUGCAGAAGAAAAUGAGCAGCCUAUGCAUGGAGUUAAUGAAGCUCAGAAACAAGAGGGAUGCUAAGGAAAAGACCGCACUUGCAAAGCAGGAAAACGCGGAGAUGAAACUGCAGGAAGUACAAAAGAAUCUAGAGCAUUCAAAAGGAAAAGUAGCACGAUUAGAAGAAAAACUGUCUGCUACUGAGAAAGUUGAAAAGUCUGACACUGAAAAACUCCUGGAAUACAUCACAGAGCUCAGUAGUGCUGCAGAAACAGUUGAGAAAUACAAACUAGAGGUUGCCCAGAUGGAGGAGACACUGAUAAAGAAAGACCAAGAUAUUGACAUCCUGAGGGAUAUCCUCGAAACAAAAGAGAAAGAAUCAUUUAAACUGGUAAAAGAACUUAAUGAAAGGUGUCAGUUGCUUCAACAAGAAAAAGAGAAAGAGUUGUCUGAGACAAGAGGAAAACUCCUGAAUAUGAAUGCUGAAAUAGAAGACCUGAAAAAAAAAUUUGACUUAAAAGAACAGGAACACCAAAACCUGCUUCAGAAACAUGACGAGAUGGUCUCUCAGCUGCAGCAAGAGAAGGAGUCAUCUGCAUCAACGCUUCAGAAGUUAUUAGAAUUUCGAGAUGAGGUAACAAGGGAGAGACGUCUUCUUGAAGAAGAGCUGAAUGAUACAAUGAAUGAGCUGAAUAAAUUGCAUGCGAAAGAGAAGAAAGCUGCGAAGUUGGUGAAGCGAUUGGAACAAGAAAUCAAAUCUCAAGCUCUUGAACUUGCGCAGAUGGAAGGGGAGUUGAAAGGGAAGAAUGCUGAGUUGGAGCAAAUCAAUGGAAUGCACCGCAAUGCUGUUCUGCAAAUCCAAGAAGAGCUUAGCAAUACCUUGUGGAAACUUGGGGAGACUGUUGCUGAGUUUGAGAGCUACAAGAAGACAACAGCUGAAGAAAUACGCAGUCUUAAACUGGAGAACACCUCUCUGCAAGAAGAAGUUGUCAAUCUAAAAAAAAUAGGCCAAGAUAAUCUACAGCUGCUUCAGGAAGCGGAAUACACCAAAAACAAAGCAAAAGAAGAAUGUGCAAGGAUGCUUUUAGAAGUCCAGGCAAAGCUUGCACUAAAAGAAGCGGAAACAGAGAAAACGAAAGAGUCUUGCCUUGCACAAAUGACUAAGCUUCAGGAAAAACUGGAAGAACAAAUUGAAGAUCUGAAAAGAAAACUCGCCAUGGAGAGAUCAAGGAAAACUGUAAAUGAAGAUGUGACCUCUAGCUUAAAAGAAGAGAUAAAGACCUGGCGUAAUCUGUAUGAAGAUUUACAUAACAAAACUAAGCCUUUUCAGCAACAACUAGAUGCAUUUGAAGCAGAGAAGAAUAUGCUCUUAAAUGAGCACGGUGCAGCCCAAGAAGAACUGAAUAAACUAAGUGAUGCAUAUGCUAAACUACUCGGCCACCAGAACCAGAAGCAAAAAAUCAAGCAUGUUAUGAAGUUGAAGGAAGAGAAUACCCACCUGAAGCAGGAUGUCUCAAAACUGCGUGCAUUGCUAGCAAAAGAAAAGCAAAUCAACAGAAAUCUUCAGGAGCAACUAUAUGCAAUUCAUGGCAUUAGGCGUUUUGAUCCUUCCGAAGCUUUCCAGCAUGAUAGCAAGGAAAAUAUUCCUCCAAAAACUCCUUUUAAAGAAGGUAAUAAAAACAAAAUUUAA
Molecule: messenger RNA, 2055 nt
Organism: Leptosomus discolor (cuckoo roller)
Lineage: Eukaryota; Metazoa; Chordata; Aves; Leptosomiformes; Leptosomidae
Source: RefSeq, a predicted model, not a curated record